GGAAUAGAAGACGACUACAGCCAACUGAUAGAGAGACUAGUGGGAGCCAGAACAAGAUGUCUUUCCUACAUCUGCUGCUUCUCAUUUUCUCUUUAAAAUUUUCCUCAGCCAUAGAACGUGAUACUUCGAAUUUGGUUCCAACCAUACAACCAAAUGACAUUGUGCUUCAAUUUCGAUCCAACGGCUCGGUGGACGAAAGGAUCAUUAAUCUAGAGGCGAAUUCCUAUGUCAGGAUCCGGUCGAUCAAUGUGCCAAAAAGUGUGGCUUUUGCUGUGGUCCAAGCCCACUCUCAGGUCCACAGGAUCUCCAUGUCUCAAGCGAGGAAAUUUGAUGUAGGAAACCAUGUCAAUGGCACAUCAAUCGGUAUUUUAGUCGAUACUAGCAGCAGCAACUCUGGCGUGAUGGCCUACCUCAUCAAUACUCAGCCUGUCAACAUCACGGUUUUGGCAUUCAUCCUGUACUACGACCGCAGUGCUCCCAUUCCUGGAGGAUGUAACCUUGAAUUUGAAAUGCCGGUAUCCCCUUGGUUAAGAGUAUCCUACAACCAGAGCAUGGUGAAUGUUGAUCACGAGCUGGCUGCUCUGCCACCCAAUCAGGGGGAUGUCUUCCCCUGUGAAUCAGAAUCACUGCUAUACGAAGUCUACCAUUACUACCUCGCCCAACGUGACUUUACCGAGGAUUCCUUUUUCAAUGCCAUUCGUCUACUCAGAACAGUCAAUGGUGCUAAGGAAUUCGGGACAGAGAUUCGUUCAUUUGGUUUCACGCCAACUACGCGUUCACGGUUCAGUUUAUAUCCGGGCUUGGGACAAGUUUUUGUCGUCACCGUGACGCACUUGGGGGAAGCUAGUCGUUACGCUCCUGCCUCUGCAUAUAUCCCGUCCGUCACCUACGGAUGCGACCUAAGCGUAGAAGGCGAUUGCCAGACGUUGAGCUCAACUUAUGUUAAAGUACUAUGUGCCUUUAGCCUCUUCUUGGGCUUGUUUAUUGCGUUUGCUGGCCACCGUUACUUCCAGCUAGAAAUGAUCCUAGCGGGAUUCAUUGCCUUCUCAGCAGUUUCCUACAUUAUUUUGGUCAAUCAUUUCGAUCCAAACGUCGCAGGUUUGGCUGCUGGAACGUCGGUGAUGGGUCUUCUCGGUGGACUUUUGUGGUGGUUCGUCUGGUGGUUCUGGGGCAUUCCGGCUCUCUCUGUUCUGCCAGUGGUGUUUAUGCUGGGCUUCUUGAUGUCUUCCGUCCUCUUCUACCUGCCCAUCAGCUUUGAAUUUCUCACCAACGACUUCAAUUUCUGGUCGGCCUUUUGCUGCUGCUGGCUGGUCUUGCCCGUCAUUUUCGUUACUUUCACUCGAAUGGGAAACAUCGUGAGCUGCGCUGUGCUGGGCAGCUAUGCCGUGAUAGUGCCAAUCGAUCACUACAUCGGCAGCAGCUUGAAGUACAUCGUCAUCAACGUCGUUCGACGCGCCACUGUCUUUGGAUUCGGUCGCGCCGUUCUCGAUCCGCCCUACCAGGAUAACGAUUUAAUCUUGAGCCUGGCGUGGAUCGGACUGAUCAUCAGCGGCGCUACUUUCCAGUACCUGCGUGAACGUCGACGGCCACCCUUCUCACCGCCUGCCGAUAUCUGGCGCCCGCUGAGAUGGACCGUACUCAGAGGAACGUCCAAUUCCAGAGCCGAGCAGACUCCCCUGAUUGUGAGUCCCGACUCUGGCGUGGCUCAUUACGGCACCGCAUAAGUUCCCGACGCUGAUUCUUUCCUCUCCCCCAUAGUUCAGCAGCAACCUGUCUACUUAUUCCCCCCCCCCCUUCCACCAGGACCCUGUUGAAAGUCACUCAAUCGUCAAAUGUCCUGAAAGAGUCUGUCUGCACAUUUCUUCUUUCCCCCCUCUCGUAAUGUUAUGUGGGAAAUCGUUUUGCCGUGUGUAACGACGACGCUUCGAUGCAAAAUGUUGCCUUUUUCUAUCUCCCCCCCCCUAUAUUUCCGGGGGACCUUUUUUCUCUACCUCAAUCACGUGCAUUGCAGUGGUAAUUUGAAUAUUCUGUAGGCCUCACAUAAUAUCUUCUAACUGAACAAAUUGAAUAUAUAGAAGUUGAUAAAUAAUAUACUGAUGUACAUUCGA
This is a messenger RNA of Daphnia pulicaria, 2108 nucleotides long. RefSeq names its product transmembrane 7 superfamily member 3-like. The transcript is spliced from 8 exons. NCBI's taxonomy places the organism in Eukaryota, Metazoa, Arthropoda, Branchiopoda, Diplostraca, Daphniidae. The coding region runs from base 57 to 1724 and encodes 555 amino acids. The record is from RefSeq and is a predicted model, not a curated record.